This is a messenger RNA of Salvia miltiorrhiza (redroot sage), 1085 nucleotides long. Its product is annotated as E3 ubiquitin-protein ligase ATL4-like. Lineage: Eukaryota; Viridiplantae; Streptophyta; Magnoliopsida; Lamiales; Lamiaceae. The record is from RefSeq and is a predicted model, not a curated record. Bases 112 to 969 code for a protein of 285 amino acids. The transcript has a single exon.
ACAAAUACCCCACUCCAACUCCAACUAUACUUACUUUUAGUGGGAGAGUGAAAAUGGCUUAAUUCAAUUCUGCGCUUUCUCUCUCUCUCUCUCUCUACAAUUCCUCCCACUAUGUCUGUGUCCAUGUCUACAUUCACACCCCCGCCGCUAUCUCCAUCUGCUUCCGCCUCCUCCUCCUCCUCCAUUAUGAUAGUCAUCAUCAUCAUCGCUUCCGCCGUCAUCAUCUCCGCCUCCAUCUACCUCCUUCUCCGACUAGUCUCGAAGCGCUUCCGCCGCUCCUUCUCCACCGCCGACGACGUGGUCUCCUCCAACCACCGCGUCGCUCCUACCGAUCUCCUCAACUCCCUACCGCUCUUCACAUUCCGCUCCGUCGCCAACAACGGCGGCGGCGACUGCGCCGUCUGCCUCUCCAAGUUCGAGGCGCACGAUCAGCUCCGCCUGCUGCCGGUCUGCCGCCACGCCUUCCACGCUGCCUGCAUAGACAAGUGGAUCGCCUCCAACCAGACGUGUCCGCUCUGCAGGUCCACCGUAUUGCCGUCCGCACUCGAUAAAACCCUAUCCGCCGAAAAUUCCAACGGCGGAAGCUUCCGGAUAGAGCUCGGCAGUAUCAGUCUCCGCCGCGGCGGAUCGGCAGGAGCGCGGCGGAUGUACUCGCUUGGCUCGUACGAUUACACCGUCGACGAUCAUGUAUACGAGGUUCCGGUAGGGUGCACGACUCAUCAUCGUAGAGAAUACUCAGAUUCCAAGGAGGCGUCGGUGGCGGAGGAGGGAAGGAGGAAUUGGCUGACGGAAUACGUGGAGAGACUGCAGGCAUCAAUGUCGUCGCGUACGAUGUCGUUUAGGAGCUCCGGCAGAUUCUUCGCGAGCAGUAGCCGCCGCAGCGACGCGGCCGUCGUGCCGGAGGAUUUGGAGGCGAAUAGGGCGGGAGAGGAAAUAAGUGAAAUAUUUAGGUGGAUUUCUGGAAUUUAGUUAAAUGUAUAAUAUUCUUCAAAUUAAUUAGGCUAAAUUGAUGAACUUAGUUUUUUUCAUUGUCUCAUCUCAUGCAUCUAUUCUCUUAACUGGAGUUUCCAAUUUCACCACAGUAA